AUGUCGUCAACCCGACAAGCGGUCGUCUCAUGCACGUUUGCAGCAUGCUCGAAAUGCAGCGAGCCGCUCUUCUCCGACAACUACAUUCGGAAUAACAAAGCCAACGGCGCCAAGGUGCUUCGGUGUUUUCCGCACAAGUGUGUGCAGCCGUCUCCAUCUUCGUGUGGCACGUACCUGGUCAUGCAAGUGACCGGUACAUUUACGUCCGAGGAAGCCGACUCGUUCGUGUCGUUCUCGCGCUUCGAGGCGUACCACGACAACCACUUGGACGUCGGGCAACAGAUCUCGUACUCGACCAUUGUCGCCAACGCCAAGCGACCCGGCAGGGACAUGGGCGUGUGGAUGCGCAACGUGUUGGAAGGUCGCCCUCCGCUGGGCAAGCCGCCAUUGACGUACACGAUCAACAAGAACGCGUUGGGCAAUCCGUGGCAAUAUGCGUGGAAAGGCGGCGCGUCCAAGGCCCUGCGCAACACCCAGCACGUGUUCAAGGCGUAUGUGUUUCAUACAAUGUUGGAACCUGGUAAAGAGACGCUGCUCCGUGUGCUGGGCGUAGCCACGUCACAGCCAUUCACCCUCACAUCCCUCCGUCGAGCAACUCCACCUAAAUUGACCACCCCGUCACUGGUCGACACUCACCUUGCACCCCCCCCCACGACACCACUGUUUGACGUGACCGUGGAAUUUGACGGCUGCGACUGCCCCAACGUCCCAACACCGUCGCAGGUGUUUGCCGACACGUACCUCCGAAGCAACAAGUCAUCGGGGUCCAAGGUCCUUCGGUGCUUUCCACACUGCUGUCCAACACACAAAGGACACAGCAGCUGCGGCGGACCGAUUGCAAUCACAUCAUCUGGCCCUUCAUUAGCCAUCGGCAGCAUAUCGUCCGUCGAAGUCAAGGCCGUGGCUCGGGUGGAGCGACAUCGAGAAGACAGCUACCAAGUGGGCGAUAUGUGGACUCCACCGUUCAAUUCAACCGGACACCAAUAUCCGGACAACGAAAUGGGGCCAAGUGAUUGGGUGGCUGGGGUGCGGCGCGUCCCAUCGUCGCAUGGGGCGGUCUCGUUUGACUUUUACGAGCCAGGCUGGCCAUACAAUUGGAGGGGAAACGCGAGCAAAGCCUGUCGACACACCCGACACGUGUGGAAGGCGAUUGUGUUGAUGCAACAGCACGACAACAAGUGGAUCGUAGUGGGGACGCUGACGUCGCCAUCAUUUGGGGUGUUGUCGUAUCGAAGAAAUCACUCCGAGGCGGUUCCAGCGGCGGGUGCUGCGCAUGAUGAAGCGAUCGAUCCGACGAGGACGGCGCGGCGGCAUCCCCUUCGCAUGCAAGACAUUUUGGCCUCGGAUCUGCCCAUUUCAAAGAUUCGCCCGCUGCCUGCCGACAAGUAG
Molecule: messenger RNA, 1389 nt
Organism: Aphanomyces astaci
Lineage: Eukaryota; Oomycota; Saprolegniomycetes; Saprolegniales; Verrucalvaceae
Exons: 11
Coding region: 1-1389 (462 amino acids)
Source: RefSeq, a predicted model, not a curated record